AUGGCAGUUGUGCGCAGAAAACUCUUGCAAAGCAGGCAAGUGAGGUGUCUUCUCCUUCUUCUGUGUGUGUCGGUGGGGGGUGCGGCAACCAUCCGCUAUUCGGUGGCGGAGGAGAUGGAGAGCGGUUCGUUUGUGGCUAAUGUGGCUAAAGACCUGGGGCUGGAGGUAGGGAAGCUGGCUGCCCGCGGGGCGCGGCUUGUCUCCGAAGGCAACAAACUGCAUUUCCGGCUCCACCGCAAGACGGGGGAUCUGUUCGUGAAGGAGAGACUGGAUCGGGAGUCACUUUGUGGCAAAGCCGACCCGUGUGUUCUGCACUUUGAAAUAGUCCUGGUGGAGCCCCUGCAGUCCUUUCGCGCCGAGGUCAGGGUAUUUGAUAUCAAUGACAAUGCCCCGAUUUUCCUAAACAAGGAGCCUCUUUUAAAGAUUCCAGAGAGCACUCCCCUGGGUUCACGUUUUCCUCUACAGAGCGCCCAGGAUCUGGACGUGGGCCUCAACGGUCUCCAAAACUACACCUUGAGCGCCAAUGCGUAUUUCCACCUGCACACCCGCUUCCGAAGCCACGGGCCCAAAUACGCCGAGCUGGUGCUGGAUAAACCCCUGGACAGAGAGGAACAGGCUGAGGUCAACUUGACAAUCACUGCUGUGGACGGCGGGUCCCCGCCCAAGUCUGGCACCGCCCACAUCCGGGUGGAGGUUCUAGACGUCAAUGACCACGUGCCUCAGUUCUCGCGACUGGUGUACCGCGCUCAGGUACCAGAAAAUAGCGCCAAUGGUUCUUUGGUGGCCGUGGUGACUGCCACGGACCUAGACGAGGGCUCCAACAAAGAGAUAACUUACUCUUUAGCUCAGAACACAGAAGCAAUUCUCCAGACGUUCCAGAUUGACCCUCAAACUGGAGAGGUUCGACUACGAGGGCCCCUAGAUUUUGAAGCUAUUGAAACAUACGACAUUGACAUUCAAGCCACAGACGGAGGAGGCCUCUCUGCCCACAGCAAAGUCCUGGUGGAAGUAGUGGAUGUGAAUGACAAUCCUCCUGAAGUGACGGUUUCCUCUGUGUCCAGCCCUCUCCCUGAGGACUCCCCACUACAGACUGUAGUGGCCCUUUUCUCUAUCCGAGACCGGGACAUUCGAGUGGGAGGAAAACUCACUUGCUUCCUUAGAGAAGACCUUCCUUUUGCAGUCAAACCUACAUUCCGGAAUUCUUACUCGCUGGUUACUGACAGAGGCUUGGAUCGAGAGGACGUCUCAGGCUAUAAUAUCACCCUUGUUGCCGUGGAUACUGGACCACCCAGUCUGUCCACGGAGACUGUGAUAGAGGUGCUAAUAUCUGACAUUAAUGAUAAUCCCCCAGUAUUUCAGGAAGACUCCUACAUCUUGACUGUUCGAGAAAACAACAGCCCUGCGGUUUUUAUUGGCAAAGUUCAUGCUGAGGAUUUAGAUUUGGGGGAGAAUGCCCAAGUAACAUAUUCUUUGCUGCCUCCAAAGAGUGGAGAUCUAUCAGUCUUCGCUUACAUCUCCAUAAAUUCAGACAAUGGGAAGCUCUAUGCGCUGAGAACCAUGGAUUAUGAGGCCAUUCAAGAUUUUCAGUUUGUGGUAAAGGCAACUGAUGGGGGCUUCCUGUCACUGAGUAGCCAGGUGACUGUCAGAGUGAUUGUCCUGGAUGACAAUGACAACCGCCCAAUGAUCUUGUACCCUCUGCAGAAUGGCUCCUUGCCUUGCAAUGACCUGGUGCCCAGGUCUGCAGAGGCAGGCUACCUGGUGACCAAGGUGGUGGCUGUCGAUGGUGACUCGGGUCAGAAUUCUUGGCUUUCAUAUCAUCUACUUAAGGCCACUGACCCUGGGUUAUUCUCUGUUCAACAACAAAAUGGGGAAAUCCGUACAUUGCGGCAGGUAUCUGAGAGAGACCCCAUGAUGCAGAAACUGGUCAUUCUUGUUCAGGAUCACGGCCAACCAGCUCUUUCCACUACUGCCUCACUCAACAUCUUGCUGGUAGAUGGCUUUUCUGAGCCCUAUCUGCAGUUCCGGGAUUCAUCCAAGCAGUCUGCAAGGGUAAAUCCAUCCACUAAAUAUUUGGUCAUUUCUCUGGCUGUGCUUUCCUUUCUCUUUCUGCUCUCUGUCACAGUGAUCUUUGUUAUACACAUCUACCAGAAGAUUAAAUGCAGGGAAAAGUUCACAAUUCAAGAGCAUUUCUAUGAUGACUGUAAUUUCCCUAACAACCUGAUGCAAGGAGGAGCCAAUGGAUCCUUAUCCCGGCCUUGUCCCUAUGAAAUGUGCUCGGCCACUGGCACUGGCAAUAGUGAGUUCCGGUUUCUUAAGCGCUUUAUGCCCAACUUCCCCUUCCCUCAUGGGACUGGUGAGGUAAAAACAGAGGCUGGCUCCAGUUUACCACCAGAUUCUGAUAGCAAUAGGUCUCGCGGGUCAGAAGGCCAUGGUCGAGUAUCUGGUGACUAUAUGUAG
This is a messenger RNA of Equus quagga, 2457 nucleotides long. RefSeq names its product protocadherin beta 1 (gene PCDHB1). Bases 1 to 2457 code for a protein of 818 amino acids. Gene Ontology annotation, cellular component: plasma membrane. Lineage: Eukaryota; Metazoa; Chordata; Mammalia; Perissodactyla; Equidae. The record is from RefSeq and is a predicted model, not a curated record. The transcript has a single exon. Gene Ontology annotation, molecular function: calcium ion binding. Gene Ontology annotation, biological process: homophilic cell-cell adhesion.